AUGUUGGCUGGGGGUGUGAUUGCCAAGGAAAUGGUUCAAGGGACAGCAGAGUAUGGGUAUUCCUGCCUGCGCGCUUUUUCAUACAUGAUCGACGCUCUUAAUGUUGGCACUACCUAUUCCAUCAUAGUGAACAAGGUCGAUUGUAGGUUUAUGUACUACUUUUUAUCGUUGGGCCCUUACAUUAGGGGAUUCGCCUACAUGAGGAAGGUUAUUGUAGUCAACGAAACUCAUUUAUACGGAAAGUACGAGGGCGUACUGCUAAGCAUGGUUGCACAGGAUACAGAGAACUAUAUUUAUCCAAUUUUCUUUUGCAUCAUUGACAAGGAGAACGAUGCAUCUUGGACGUUCUUCUUUGAGAAGAAUAAUUCUAUUGUGGUCGAUGGACCAAAUUUAUACUUUAUCUCCGAUAGGUACAAUAGCAUCGCCAACGGCAUCGCGAAGGCGUACAACCAUGCUCAUCAAGGGUACUGCAUGAGGCACCUAGGUGAAAAUCUCCGGGUAAAUCACCACUGCGGAGAACACCUCUAUCUAUUCUACAACGCGGCAAAGGCAUAUUAUCCUAAGGAGUUUAGCAACCAUUUUGUGAAAUUCAAGAACUACUGUCCCGAGGCAGCCUUUUUCCUCGAGCAUGAGCUUGGUUUUGAGAAAUGGAGUAGGACAUAUUUCCCCAGCAAUAGGUUUGAUGUGAUAACCACAAAUAUUGUCUAG
Molecule: messenger RNA, 708 nt
Organism: Capsicum annuum
Lineage: Eukaryota; Viridiplantae; Streptophyta; Magnoliopsida; Solanales; Solanaceae
Exons: 1
Coding region: 1-708 (235 amino acids)
Source: RefSeq, a predicted model, not a curated record